Messenger RNA from Sinocyclocheilus grahami, 2664 nucleotides. Its product is annotated as gastrula zinc finger protein XlCGF58.1-like. The coding region runs from base 124 to 2469 and encodes 781 amino acids. Gene Ontology annotation, cellular component: nucleus. Gene Ontology annotation, molecular function: DNA-binding transcription factor activity, RNA polymerase II-specific. NCBI's taxonomy places the organism in Eukaryota, Metazoa, Chordata, Actinopteri, Cypriniformes, Cyprinidae. The record is from RefSeq and is a predicted model, not a curated record. The transcript has 3 exons. Gene Ontology annotation, biological process: regulation of transcription by RNA polymerase II.
GGACUUUUAAUUUGGAAUGGCGACGUGGCGUCAUAAGGCCGCGCCGCGAGACGCGUCUGCGUUUGGACUGAAGAAAGAAAAAUUCCUGGUGAAGCGACUGAGAUCCACGUGAAUUUUAUAAAGAUGGAGUUUAUUAAGGAGGAGAAUGAAGACAUGAAGAUUGAAGGAGCUUUCAGUGUGAAGCAAGAAGAUACUGACACACAAACAGACCUGAUGGCACCUAAAGAGGAGAGUGAAGAACUGAAAGAAAUGGAAGAGAAAGACCAGACACAUAAUUCCAUGACUGGAGAAAAAUCCACACAGACUAAAAAGAUUUCCUCACGAAAAAAGACUAAGAUGACCAAAUCUAAAUGUUCUUUCAUCUGCCCACAAUGUGGAAAACGUUUCACUCAAAAAGCAAACCUUAAAGUCCACAUUAGAAGUCACACUGGAGAGAAGCCUUUCACCUGCAAACUGUGUGGGAGGAGCUUCUCACGAAAAGAAAGCCUUAAGAUUCACAUGACAAUUCACACUGGAGAGAAGCCAUUUGUAUGUGGUCAGUGUGGAAAGAGUUUCAGAUGUAAGGAAAUCCUUAAUUCCCACAUGAGGGUCCACUCGGAAGAGACCCAUUUUAGAUGUCAUCAAUGUGGAAGGAUUUUCCGAUUCAAAAAAAACCUCAAUACUCACAUGAGAGUUCACUCUGGAGAGAAGCCUUACUCAUGCCAUCACUGUGGAAAGCGUUUUGUUCAUAAAGUAAGCCACAAGAAUCACAUGAAGAUUCACAAUGAAGAGAAGCCAUUCAUGUGUGCUCAGUGUGGAACAUGUUUCAAGUAUAAAGCAACCCUUAAUGCCCACAUGAGAGAUCACACUGGAGAAACUCCGUUCACCUGCAAGUUGUGUGGGAAGAGCUUCUCACAUAAAGGAAAUCUUAAGACUCACAUGAGAAUUCACACCGGAGAGCAGCCGUUCACGUGUGAACAGUGUGGAAAGAGUUUCAUACGUAAAGAAACCCUUGAUUCCCACAUGAGAAUUCACACUGGAGAGAGCCCUUACAGUUGCAAAGUGUGUGGCAAUGGCUUCUCACGAAAGGGCAAUCUUAAUACUCACAUGAAAAUUCACACUGGUGAGAAGCCGUUCGUUUGUGACCAGUGUGGAAAGAGUUUUGGACGUAAAGAAACACUUAAUUACCACAUGAGGAUUCAUUUACGAGAGAACAGUUUAACAUGUCAUGAGUGUGGAAAGAGUUUCACAGAUAGUAAUCUCCUUAAGAAGCAUGUAGUAAUUCACAUCGGGGACAAGCCUUUCAUGUGUUAUUUCUGUGCAAAGACUUGUAAAAGCAAAUCAAACCUUGAGAAUCACAUCAAAGUUCACACUGGAGAGAAGCCUUUCACCUGCAAACUGUGUGGGAGGAGCUUCUCACGAAAAGAAAGCCUUAAGAUUCACAUGACAAUUCACACUGGAGAGAAGCCAUUUGUAUGUGGUCAGUGUGGAAAGAGUUUCAGAUGUAAGGAAAUCCUUAAUUCCCACAUGAGGGUCCACUCGGAAGAGACCCAUUUUAGAUGUCAUCAAUGUGGAAGGAUUUUCCGAUUCAAAAAAAACCUCAAUACUCACAUGAGAGUUCACUCUGGAGAGAAGCCUUACUCAUGCCAUCACUGUGGAAAGCGUUUUGUUCAUAAAGUAAGCCACAAGAAUCAUAUGAAGAUUCACAAUGAAGAGAAGCCAUUCAUGUGUGCUCAGUGUGGAACAUGUUUCAAGUAUAAAGCAACCCUUAAUGCCCACAUGAGAGAUCACACUGGAGAAACUCCGUUCACCUGCAAGUUGUGUGGGAAGAGCUUCUCACAUAAAGGAAAUCUUAAGACUCACAUGAGAAUUCACACCGGAGAGCAGCCGUUCACGUGUGAACACUGUGGAAAGAGUUUCAUACGUAAAGAAACCCUUGAUUCCCACAUGAGAAUUCACACUGGAGAGAGCCCUUACAGUUGCAAAGUGUGUGGCAAUGGCUUCUCACGAAAGGGCAAUCUUAAUACUCACAUGAAAAUUCACACUGGUGAGAAGCCGUUCGUUUGUGACCAGUGUGGAAAGAGUUUUGGACGUAAAGAAACACUUAAUUACCACAUGAGGAUUCAUUUACGAGAGAACAGUUUAACAUGUCAUGAGUGUGGAAAGAGUUUCACAGAUAGUAAUCUCCUUAAGAAGCAUGUAGUAAUUCACAUCGGGGACAAGCCUUUCAUGUGUUAUUUCUGUGCAAAGACUUGUAAAAGCAAAUCAAACCUUGAGAAUCACAUCAAAGUUCACACUGGAGAGAAGCCUUUCACCUGCCAAGAGUGUGGAAAAGGUUUUACAGUUAAAGGAAACCUUCACAUUCACAUGAGAGUUCACACUGGAGAGAAGCCUUACAAGUGUCUUCAGUGUGAGAAGAGUUUCACGUAUCCAAAAGACCUGAAACGUCAUAUGCAAAUUAAAUGUGAAAAUAAAACCGCUGUGUUCUGAGUGUAGUAAGGUUUACAAAGUGGAACAUUUUCAGAAAUCACCUGCACAUUCCCUCUGGAGCAUUUAAUUAGGAGUAGUGUAAAAAAAAAAUAUCACACUUAGAGAUAAUCUGAGACUUUAUUUUUGUUCUUUGUGCAAAAGGGUUUUAAACAGUUAAUCAAUUUAAAAUGCUACCGGAAAAUAUGUAUAUGUGCA